Fusarium vanettenii 77-13-4 is the source of this 2649-nucleotide messenger RNA. RefSeq lists its product as uncharacterized. The record is from RefSeq and is a predicted model, not a curated record. Bases 1 to 2649 code for a protein of 882 amino acids. The transcript is spliced from 4 exons. Gene Ontology annotation, molecular function: DNA binding; zinc ion binding; DNA-binding transcription factor activity, RNA polymerase II-specific. Lineage: Eukaryota; Fungi; Ascomycota; Sordariomycetes; Hypocreales; Nectriaceae. Gene Ontology annotation, biological process: DNA-templated transcription; regulation of DNA-templated transcription.
AUGUUGUCCAACCCUCUUCAACGCUUUUCUCCCUACCAGAACAUUGCCUCUUCAAACAUCUCACCAGAUGGCAAUGUUCAACAGACUCAGAUCCAAGGCAAUGGAUUAGAGACACUUGGGCAGAACCAUCAGUAUCCAAUUCAACCACUUUCACAGUCAGUAUCAAUCCAGAACCCUCAUCUGGCAAGAGCAGGCCCCCAGACCAAGAAUCGACAACACCCUUACGGAACUACUGCUCGUGGAUCUGGGGCGUCAGGCAUUCGUAGGAGGAUUAGCCGAGCUUGUGAUCAAUGCAACCAGCUUCGGACAAAAUGCGAUGGCCAGCACCCCUGCGCACACUGCAUUGUAGAGUUCGGCCUGGGGUGCGAAUACAUCCGCGAGAGGAAGAAGAGAGGAAAGGCCUCUCGAAAAGAAUUGGCCCAACAAGCUGCUGCGGCGGCGGCGGCCGGAAAAGGCCAAAAUCCAGAAGAAAUUGUGGGCGAGAGCAGCCAAUCCUCCAGCAAAGGACUCGAGACUACCAUCCCCCACUCUGGCGAACGACAACCGAGCACGAGCAAUCUGAAUGGAUUUGGUAACAUGACGCACAACUACGACACCCAAGGCCUGGAGCUCAAUGGCCAACCAUAUGGUCCUGGGGGUCGAAAUAGCAUGUCGGGCUAUUCUGAGUUUCCAUAUUCGAUGCAAGCCCAGAGCCCACCGAACUUUGGCAACAACACGACCUUUCGAAUGGGAAAUAGCCCGCUCGGUUACUCGAUGGGUAAAGGAGCAUCCCCUGGCUGGGGAAUCUCGAUGGCUUCACCACCAGGCCAAUACCAGUCUCAGGUCCCCCAAGCGAGCUUUGGCAACUCGAAACUACGAUAUCCUGUCCUCGAACCUUUGAUCCCUCACCUCAACAAUAUUCUGCCAAUCUCUCUUGCCUGCGAUCUCAUGGACCUUUAUUUCGCGUCUUCGUCAUCAGCUCAGAUGCAUCCGAUGUCACCCUAUGUGUUAGGAUUUGUUCUUCGAAAGAAAUAUUUCCUUCAUCCCACGAAACCGAGACAUUGCCAACCGGCCCUUCUAGCGAGCAUGUUGUGGGUUGCAGCGCAAACGAGUGAUGCCCCUUUCCUGGCCAGCACACCUUCAGCUCGUGCUAAAACGUGCCAGAAGCUCCUCGAGCUAACAGUUUAUCUUCUUCGGCCACUUAUUCAUACAGCUUCAGGAGAUGCUCCAAGCCCAGUGGCUGACGGAGUUGCGCUUGGUGGAUUGGGUGUGGCCAUGCCUGGGUCCAUCAGCCUGGAUGCUCUGUCAGGCGAGUCAGGGCCAUUCGGUGCAGCGGGAAGCCUGGACGAUGUGAUCACCUACAUUCAUCUGGCAGUCGUUGUCUCGGCGAGUGAGUACAAGGGCGCUAGUAUGAGAUGGUGGACUGCUGCUUGGGGCCUCGCGCGAGAGCUGAAGCUGGGACGCGAGUUGCCGGUUGGUCCAUCACCCACAAACCAAGAAACCAGUGCCAUGGACACUGAGACUGGGGACGAUCAGGAUGGCAACAGUAGCGGAUACGUGUCAGAGGAGGAACGUGAGGAGCGGCGCCGGAUAUGGUGGCUCCUCUAUAUCGUCGACAGGCACCUGGCGCUAUGCUACAAUCGCCCCUUGUUUCUCCUGGAUAUCGAAUGCCAGGGUUUACUGCAGCCCAUGGAUGACAAGGCAUGGCAGACUGGGGAUUUUAGCAGCCUUUGCAGCUCCAACACGGAUCCCAGCCUACUCAACACUGGACCCGAAGGAUACGUCUCGGAUUCGUCGCAAAUAUGCGGGCCCCAGUAUGAGUGUCGAGGUCAUAGUAUCUUUGGAUACUUUCUCCCCCUGAUGACAAUUCUGGGCGAAGUCGUGGAUCUGCACCACGCAAAGAACCAUCCGCGGUUUGGCAUGGCUUUCCGUCCAGGGCACGAAUGGGAUGCGCAAACGGCAGAAAUCACUCGGCAUUUGGAGAUAUAUGAGCAAAGCUUGCAGGCCUUUGAGCUUAAGCAUUUGCCACGCUCAGGAGACGACAAGGUUGAUGGACAGCACGGCGAGAAUAACGAGCUCUCUGGAGUUCCUGAAAUCACCACGCCGUCAGUUCACUCGGUGCAUUCCAGCGGAUCAGGUCGACUCACGGAGGGCAACAUUCAGACCCGGAUUGUCAUGGCAUACGGCACACAUGUCAUGCAUGUGCUGCACAUUCUCUUGGCUGGGAAAUGGGAUCCGAUCAACUUGCUUGAUGACGAUGACCUCUGGAUUUCGUCGCAAGGGUUCAUCACGGCAACGAGCCAUGCUGUGGCAGCGGCUGAAGCCAUCAACCAAAUCCUCGAGUUCGACCCUGGACUGGAGUUUAUGCCCUUCUUCUUUGGUAUUUAUCUCCUUCAGGGAUCGUUCUUGUUGCUUCUCAUUGCGGAUAAGCUGCAGUCGGAAGCAUCACCCAGCGUUGCUAAGGCGUGCGAGACUAUCGUGCGGGCUCACGAGGCAUGUGUUGUGACCCUGAGCACAGAGUAUCAGCGAAAAUUCAGCAAAGUGAUGCGCAGUGCCCUCGCCCAGGUCAGGGGUCGUGUACCUGAAGAUCUGGGAGAGCAACAACAACGAAGAAGGGAGCUUCUAGCAUUAUAUCGGUGGACGAAGGACGGGACAGGCUUGGCCUUGUGA